AUGCCGGAUCUGACAGCCUUUUCCAAUCUUUUCCAGACCCUCGACGUGUUACGCUCCAAGACGGAGCCCGACACCGACACCCAGACGGUAAGCAAAGAGGAGAUUGUUCAACCGGUGGCCGAUUCCUUGGGUAAAGUUCUGGAGAAACGGACUAAAACGGCACCUGCUCGGCCCCGGUGGCAAAGAAACACAGCUUCGGGAGGUUUUGAGGAGGAUUCUCCUCCAGGUGCCAUGGAGGACUCCGCGGAGCAGAAUGCCGAAGAGCUUCAACUGGAGGCGGAGAUUCGCAUGAUUGAGCUUGACAUCGCUGCCUUGGACAAGAAGGAGGCUCAGCGCCGGGCGCGAGCAGCCUUGCGCGACGAGCUUGAGGCUCAAGAGCAGCUGCUGGAAGCUUGGCAGGCGAGCCUGGCGGAGCUGCGGAGGGAGCGUCACGAGGCAGAGGCCGAGUACCUCUUUGCCACGAAGGAGGACCGGCGCGAGGAGGCGCGGCUGAAGGCAGACUUUGAUGAGGCCAAGCGCCGCACGGAGGCUUUGCGGGCUCGCCUGGAGCGCUUGGAUAACCUCGAGGCCGACGGCGAGGACUCCGAGGAUCUUGCAGCGAGUCUCAAGGCUGAGGGCAUUGGCUGA
Messenger RNA from Symbiodinium necroappetens, 627 nucleotides. Lineage: Eukaryota; Dinophyceae; Suessiales; Symbiodiniaceae. The record is from the annotation of a GenBank genome assembly.